GUGGGCCGGAAGUGCCCUUCGCUUGUUUACAAUCUAUCGGCUAGUUGCGUUAGCUUCAGCAGCUCGUUCCCAACAAUGGUCGCCACCAAUUAAAACGCCUAAACGCCCCAUUACCUCACCCACUUAAGGCCGCUGGACCAUGGCCGAGGUUCGUCGCUGCCUGUCCCCACUCGUCCUUCUGCUGUGGCCGGCGGGGCUUCUGAUGGCCGCAGCGGCGGCUGAGCAGGUCGCGGUGGUGGAGGUGUACCCGGUGGAGCAGCGGCUCGGCGGCACUCUGCUUCGCGGUGAGGUGGUGGCCGCCAGCGCCGAGGGCAGGAACGAGGAACCGCACCACCUGGAAGGAGAACUGGUCCUGAUUCAGGGGGAGGAGCCUGGGAUGAGCGCAGGUGAGGGUGAUGGCGUCACCAAGGAGGCGGAGCUUUGGAUCGGCGUGUUGCCAGUGGAUGACAGUCAAGUGUCCACUGGGAAGCAGGAGUCCUUCACUGAGACGGUGGUCAGCAGAAUGAAGCGAGCUUUGGUCCUUGGAGCGUCUGCUCUCAUCAUCCUGGCUCUCAACCAAAACACAGUCAGAGAGAUGGAUCUGUCUCAGGCUCUGUGCAAGCCUGUCAUCGUGAUCCAGACGUCUGAAAAUGUCACCAGGCUCAUUAGUGCUCUGCUCAGGGGUCUCCAGGUCACUGCCAAGAUAACCUUCACCACUGUCCUGCACGACAACUUGGUGAGUGUUGCCAUUAGCAACCCUCGGAGUGAUCAUGUGACCGGCUGUGUGUGUGUGUGUGUGUGUGUGUGUGUGCGUGCGCGCGCGCACGCGUGUGCGCACUGGGGACAGGGCGCCACGCUCACACUGUGGUCCAGCUGCGGCCGCUCCAGAGGGGGUCGCUAUGGCGAGUGGCAGGGCGUCAUCUGCACGGGGGAGACCAACUCACAGGUGCAGAAGUACCUGCAGCAGCUUUGGGACACUGUCCUGCUGGUGGCGCUCAUCCUCAGCACGGGCGUCAUCGUUCAGGCCCGCUGGCAGUACCAGGACCGGCAGCUAAACGACAACUCCGAGGUAGAACUUUGGCCUCUUUGGUGUCUGCGUCUUUCUGCGCAACGCCGCCCAAAACCGCAUGGUCUCCUUCAGUUGCUUCCUAAACAGGACAUCCUGAAGACAAUGCUGUCCCUGAAGACCAAAACGUACCGUCGGCCCAAACGCUGGUGCGAGACAGACACCUGCGCCGUGUGUCUGGAGGCAUUCAACAACAACCAGUGUCUCCGUGUGUUGCCGUGCCGACACGAGUACCAUCGGGACUGCGUGGACCCGUGGCUGCUGCUGCAUCACACCUGCCCGCUGUGCAAGCGCAGCAUCCUCGCUGAGAUGGUCAUGUGACCACCAGGCCAGCCACUUCAGUCGUCUUCCAUCCACAGAGACAGCUAGCGGUCGCCACGGAGACCUUUGUCUGGGGCUGGCUAACACUCCACAACACUGUUUGUUUGCUUUAAGACACCCAUGCUGGAUGUGGGAGCAACCAGACUGGCGAGGGCAUUUUUUGCCCUCUGUAACCAUGACAACCUCAGCAGGAUGUUUAGGUCCAAAUGAUGUCACGUUAGUGUUAUUAAGUAUUUAUUGGAAGCGUCGACACGUGCUGUCGGGACAAAAGACACGCAACGCUUCGUGCUCAUUGAGCAGACUGGAUGACGUCACAUGCACGCUCCUGUGCACAUGCAAUAAGCUCCCAUGUGGCGCCAGUGUCCUGAAGACGUCAUGACUGAGCUGAUUUGUUCCAAAUAAUAAACAUCUUGUGAAGCGUG
Messenger RNA from Dunckerocampus dactyliophorus (ringed pipefish), 1788 nucleotides. RefSeq names its product ring finger protein 215 (gene rnf215). The transcript has 7 exons. Gene Ontology annotation, molecular function: frizzled binding; ubiquitin protein ligase activity. NCBI's taxonomy places the organism in Eukaryota, Metazoa, Chordata, Actinopteri, Syngnathiformes, Syngnathidae. The coding region runs from base 140 to 1366 and encodes 408 amino acids. Gene Ontology annotation, biological process: negative regulation of canonical Wnt signaling pathway; Wnt receptor catabolic process; ubiquitin-dependent protein catabolic process. The record is from RefSeq and is a predicted model, not a curated record.